Molecule: messenger RNA, 918 nt
Organism: Suillus plorans
Lineage: Eukaryota; Fungi; Basidiomycota; Agaricomycetes; Boletales; Suillaceae
Exons: 1
Coding region: 1-918 (305 amino acids)
Source: RefSeq, a predicted model, not a curated record
AUGCUAGAUGAUGAGAAAGGGCAAGAGUGGGGACAUGUGAGGUGGGCAAGACAAGUUCAAUGGCUAGUGCAGAGUUUUGGAGACAAUAACUGCCAAUUUUUGGACGUGGUCCUUGAUGGGAUGCCGGACCUGUUGUGCGACUACCUAUCGGACAUGUACACUGACUGGGCAGCAUUCCUCGCAGGGGUUAACAACGUACCUAUCAACCAGCUUGCUAGAGCAAGACUACGAGCAGCCAAAGAAUGGACUAUGAGAGAAGAUAUUGCGCAGCUAAAGGCUAGACUACAGCCUCAGCAGCAAGCACCGUCAACACGUCCCUACUCGACAAACCCGCCGGCAUACAGACCGUACCCUCACCCAUUCAGCAACGCAACCACCAUUCCAUUGAUGCAAGCACCUGCCAUGACGGUACAGCAACCUGCCAGUCAGAGUCAGCCGAACCUCGUCUCCAUGAUACCAUACCAGGUACCUAUGUAUCAGCCUCAGCCAAUAACACCCGGGCAGAAUCCAUUCACGACGACAGGAGCAGUACCCAGCACCAAUUUGUUCUACCAUUACCAACCAUUCCAACAAACUCCAUCUCGUGCAAACGCCGUAGAUCGCGUCCGCAUAGCAGCACAAUAUUCCAUGCUCCAGCACCACCAAGACUCGGAAACAGGUCGAGCAGCGUACAACCAACAGGUGAAGGAAUGGCAUGAUAAGCACGGCACAGACGCCAUGCCUCACACAGGAUGCCCUUACCCAUUGAGACCAGGUUCAGCGCCUUUAUGGUCACGGGAAUGUUUCACGUGCGGACUGGUAACCACACCAUCGCACCAAGCUGCCAAUUGUCCCCAUCAACUGACCGUACCACAGGAGACCAAAUGGUGGGACAUGCCAUCAGAGGGCAAAACUGUUAAGACCGUGCACAAAGGGUAG